This is a messenger RNA of Lates calcarifer (barramundi perch), 3978 nucleotides long. RefSeq names its product linkage group 7_2 C7orf57 homolog. The record is from RefSeq and is a predicted model, not a curated record. NCBI's taxonomy places the organism in Eukaryota, Metazoa, Chordata, Actinopteri, Centropomidae. Bases 164 to 823 code for a protein of 219 amino acids. The transcript is spliced from 8 exons.
UGUGCAUAGACGAUCUUUGGUUAACCUACCGGAUGUCGGCAGCAGGUACUACAGGAAGUGUGUGCGUCCGUCCCUGCCUGCAGAUUAAAGAGAAGCUAACGGCAUUUAAUUGCAACAUCCCACUCCCUAAUUACAACAAAAGAAAAAUAACAGAUAAUCUGAAAUGAGCACCGCUGUCCCCAACCAUCGAAGGACCAAGCCUGGAGGCAUAAAGCCCGGGGUUGUGACCAGCGGUGUGACUGGACCGACCUCCCAGAUCCCUGGUCUUUCCCAGACCGCUGAUGAAAGCACUCCAGUGGAGAGGAUCAGUGGACGGCGAGUUGGGAUAUUUGAGACAGACUCUGACUACGUCAAGCUCGCAAAGCAGGGAGGACACAAAGGGCUGUUGAGUCAUGAUGUUGAUGCUGAUGAUAAACCAAGGAAACCCUACAAUCCACCCAACUGGUUUGGAGGUGACGAGUCAAAGGGUGGAAGCAAAGCAACGUCUCCCAACAGCCAGAUGAAGUAUGGCAGCCAGCCUCUGGCUGCACCGUUUGGCACUGAUAACGGUUCGCACUGGGAGAGAGAGACUGAUAGUUUUUCCCAUGAUAAAGAUAAGAUGUCUCCUGAUGGUGCUGCCAGUCAGUUGGAGGGUCUGUCCCUAACCCACAAAUACAAGAGAACGUCUUAUGAUAAGAAGGCUCCUCCAGUCAGCAUGUCCAAGCUGCUGAGUCAUGGUUACGUGGAGGACCAGAAGAAGUCUCCUAAUGACGACGAUGCCUCAAGUGUGACCUCAGAACAGACCAGCACCAUUGCGACGGAGGACGUGGACGAUCUGGAGUAGUGCGCACAGGUUAUCAUCUGGAGGGAAAGGGGGGUCGUUCUAACACUGGUUCAUGGUGUCACAAAUCCACGAACACACCACUCCUCCCCUUUCAGAUUCACUUGCAUUUAUUGUACAUCCACUGACUCUUAGGUUUUGUACUCAUGUUUAUGCAAAAGGUACUGUCUUCUCUAUUUAUUUGCUUUAAUUUGUAAAAAGGAUCCACGCGGAUUUUGUUGAGUAGACGUGUCGGUGCUCUCGGUAUUUUUCGUUAUUUCUGUGUCGUCGUUCCUCGAUUUGAAAGACGAGUUGUUGCACGGGGCCGGAAACUAACACUAACUAACUUUUGUGUUUGUCGUUUUACCAGCUAGUUUGAACUCAUGUAGAACUCAAAACAAGAGACAGCCUCAUCUGCUAAAUCUUAAAUUUACCUGCGUUUGGCUGGUGGCUGGUGUUAGUUUCCCUCCCCGGUUGUAUGAAGAUCGAGUUAGUGAAUUUUUAAAAGUGUUCGUGCUAAUGAAUUGUGGUUCCAGUGACGUGAAACAGUAUUUGUUUUGAUCAAGGGCUCCUGCUCUCUGAAGGGAUGUUAGAGGUUUGUGUGUUUUUUGCGGCUGCGGGGGCGGAUAUGAUCAUUCGUUGAGACAGCAACCCUGCAGCUGUGACCACAUGCCAAAGUGCAUACUGAUGGCCACAGCCGCCAUGGUUUGUUUGGUUAAAAGGGGCCAAAAAUGAUUUCGAGGUUGUUGCUCUGCAAAAGGCUUCUUGUGUGUUCCACACACAGUUCUGUUGUUUUGAGUCCAUGAAAUAGAGAAACAUGCAGUCACUUAGCAUCAUUUUACUGUGCAGCCUGCAUUUUUAUGAAGGCUUUUAGUCCAGUCACCAGAAUAAAAGCUUGUUCGGAAGAAAAAUGUCCCACCUAAAAAACUCAAACACUCAAUAAACUAACGUGACAUUCGGUAGUUUCCAGAAGAACAGGUGCUGCAAAUUCAAUUUUCUCAUCACUGCUCAUUAAUUAGGAAGCUCAUCAGUAAAUCAACAGUGCCAAGUGUUUGAUGCCGGUCCAGAUAUGUCAGAAGCUUGCUAAUGAUAGAAGAGAAUUUUGGUGUAUUCUGCAUGUUAAAGCCUUGCAUUCUGCCUCAGCCUAAUAACCUACAACAACAGAUAAAACAUUCGGGGAAAUUGUAGGGAAGAGGCCACCUCCUGCAGAGUGACAACCUCAAAGUCAAUUCCAGUGUAAUUCCCUGUGAAGAUUAAAGCAGACGAGUUUUUAAAAAGUGAGUUCUGAACAUGCCAACCAAGCAGUUUUUCCCUGCUCAUGCAGUGUUUUGACUUAGUAGACACUAGUAGGAAGAAAUUAGUGUUAGUGCACAGCCUGGUCACACCAAACCCUCCAUCUCAUGACAUGGGAGUUUAUUCUGUUCACAUUAGAGAAACGGUUACUGCUGCAUCAUUUUUGCGUAUAAAAAAAAAACUGAGAUGGAAACAAAAAAGAGAGAGAAUUGGUGAUGAUUGCAAACAAAAUUAACGCCAGAUUUAUGUGUUUGUGUGCAUCCCAGAUAAAUGCAAAAGCAAAGGCAGAGAGGAAAUUGGUGUAACAGAUGUUCAGAUCCAAGGCAAAUAGGCUGAAACUACCACAUUGUGGAUUAUAUGUUGUACUUCAGAUGAAAUAUCACAGUAUCAUAAAAAAUCUUUUUAAAAGUCUUAAAAAGCAAAGCAUGCAGUUUGAUUUAGAGUGUAUCUAAAAUGUCUUGCAUUUCAUUUACAGAAGUCUUAAAUAUUUUCUCUGCUGUUUUUUUGAAAUGUUUUGAAGGAGACGCUCUGCACUUGUAAACUUGAACUCAGCCCCUUCUUCAGUAGUUUCAGUCAGCACCAUUAAAAACUGUAGCAAACACUGUCACUGCAGUACAAAGCUCAUUGUCAGUUAAGUUUAAUCCAUUAAUCUGUUUUCUAAUAAUCCAGAUCCAGUUUUCUUUAAUAUAAGUAAUUAUAUUAUUAGGAAUUAUUGUUAAACAAGUGCUGAAAAUGAUGUGAUAUAAAGAUAUGAUAUUGUCCCUUUUGGUUUAUUAUUACACAUUAAUACUUUGCCCAGUAUGAGAGCAAAGGUUCAACCCUUUAACUUUAUUUAAGUUUAAUUUGGAGCGCUGCUGUGUUGCAGAGUGCUCUCAGAGUUGGCCUUAAUGAUCACAAACCACAGCAGCCAAUAGAAACGUCUCCAUGUCUUCCUCUCCUGCUUGCUUAUGUGGUUGCAACAUUAGUCAGACUGUCAGGAUAUCAACCAAAAAAAAAGUAAUGGAUUUCUUUGACGUUUGAUUGACAGUUUGGCCUUGAGCCAUUUAACAGUUAUAAUUUUUUAGCCAUAGCUGUGAACCUGACUGUGACAGUAAAACCCUAAUCCCACAGGAACAUUUGUCUGGUGAAUAAAAUGCUCUCAGAAAUGAAUAGGAUGGGAAUGAUGUAUUUGGGUCUAAGAGCAAGAUUUAAGCUCUGAGUUUGUCCCAAGAAAUCCAACUCAUUAGUCACCUUCAUCUCAAAGUGAUGCAGCAGUAACAGAAUUUAUUAAAAACUCUUACAGGAGAUGUGUCAUGUUCAACACAACUGUCCAGUUGUCACUUUUCUCAACGCAGUAUGUUUAAACAGUGAUGCAUAAUUGAUCUGUUUGUGGUAUAAAAAAAGUGUCAAGUGUUGUUCCAAACUUAGACGCUUUCCUGUGUUUUCGUGACACAGGGUUUUACUUUGCAGUACAAGGAAUGGCGAAUGUAUCAUCUUUUGAUAUUGUUUGCUUCGAAGAACGGGUUUAUUUCUCUGAACUGUUAAAUAUUCAGGUACAGUAUUUACAGUGUUGAGUUUCUUCCUCCUCUCUCUGUGAGUUGGUGGCGUCAUCGGUUCACAAACCAGUAGUGGGAACCUUUAGUGGCUUAACUUUGCAAAGUCCUCCCCUGACGUCUUGUCACGUGUACACCCCCACCCCCGUACCCUGCCGCUUUUUAUCUGCAAGUGGUAUUAGUUCAAAUGUACCAGGGGAAAUUGAAGAAGGCAGCUUUCAAACUGAAGACCCCUCAAAUGUUUGUAGUGAGGAGAAAUCCACCUGACACAACUCAAUGUAAGACCCUGCUUAUCUUGAUGACUGCACACAGACUCUUAACUAUCAUUUAAAUAAAUGGGCAUGUGCAUGUAAA